AUGGGCUUCGCCGAGCUUCGCCUGGGCGCCUACGUCCCGCCAAUCCACUACUGGCGCGGCAUCUCGGAGUCGCUGAGCACGCUUUCGGGCCCGUCCAACAUCAUCACGACCUCCGUGCCGCCCUCGGGCUCCAUCGAGGAGCGCGCCGCCAAGCUGGGCGCCGACAUCGCCGCCAAGGCCGGCGGCCGCGCCGUCAACAUUGUCGCGCACUCCAUGGGCGGCCUCGACGCGCGCUACAUGAUCUCCCACCUCAAGCCCGCCAACGUCAAGGUCAUGAGCCUCGUCACCGUCGCCACGCCGCACCGCGGCAGCGCGUUCGCCGACUUUCUGCUCGACGAGCGCGGGCCCGUCAAGCUCGCGAACCUGUACGGCCUCAUCGAGCGCGCCGGGCUGGGCACGCAGGCGUUUGGGCAGCUGACGCAGAAGUACAUGGAGGACGAGUUCAACCCGCGCACGCCCGACAGCGACGAGGUGCGGUACUUUAGCUACGGGGCGUGCACGGACCGGCCGCCGCUGCUGAGCCCGUUCCGGCAGAGCCACCGGAUCCUGGAGGAGGCCGAGGGGGCCAACGACGGGCUGGUGAGCGUCGCGAGCAGUCGCUGGGGGAAGUAUCAGGGCACGCUGCUGGACGUGAGCCACCUGGAUCUGAUCAACUGGUCCAACAGGCUGAAGUGGACGCUCAGGAAGGUGUGGAUGGGGCAGACGAGGACGUUCAACGCCGUCGCGUUCUACCUGGACAUUGCGGACAUGUUGGCCAAGGAGGGGUUGUAA
Messenger RNA from Colletotrichum spaethianum, 771 nucleotides. Its product is annotated as lipase 2. NCBI's taxonomy places the organism in Eukaryota, Fungi, Ascomycota, Sordariomycetes, Glomerellales, Glomerellaceae. Bases 1 to 771 code for a protein of 256 amino acids. The transcript has a single exon. Gene Ontology annotation, molecular function: triacylglycerol lipase activity. The record is from RefSeq and is a predicted model, not a curated record.